GUCUCCCACCCCUCCUGCAGCUUUCCAGACAGAGUCUCACUCUCUGCAGGGCGAACAGCAGGGCAGGCAGUGCAAUAUUAGCGCGGGGAUACAAAUCUACCUGGGAAUUUAGAUUCCUCAUCCUCUGGGACCUUUUGUCUUCGUGCGGACACCCUGGGUCUUGUAGCCAUGUCCCUUACAACUCCUGCUCCUUCUAACAAGGGAAACAAGGCCAACAAAAUCAUCACUGACCUGUCCAACAUCAGCCAGAAUGACGAUGAGACAGACCCUGAAGCCUCUGAGUUCGAUCUGGGUACCAAGAUCAAGGCACCCAAAGAUGUGAUGCUCGAAGAGCUCUCCCUCCUCACGAACAAGGGGUCCAAGAUGUUCAAGAUGAGGCAGCAGAGAGUCGAGAAGUUCAUUGUGACCAACGAGAACAUGCAGAACCUUCAGAACCUGAUUAUGUCCCCUCCCCCUGUGCCUCCAAAGCCUGAGAUGCCAAAGGAAGAAAUAGUGAAGGAGACUGUGGAUGAGGAGGUGGAGAAGCAGAAGAAGAGGAAGGACUAUGUACGCACCUACAUAUCCCCAUGGGAACGGGCCAUGAAGGACAAUGAGGAGCUGAAAGCCACGAUGAAGCCUUGCAUGCCUGGACCCAUCCAGAUACACCCAGACCUACAUCAGUACAAGAGCUUCAACAGGAUGGCACUGCCAUACGGCGGUUAUGACAAGGCAUCCAAGUUGCUGACCUUUGAGCUUCCAGAGCUCAAUGUUGCCACCGAGGAGCCUGAACCUCUGCCCACACUGCAGCCUGACAUUCGCUCGCGCCCCUCGUUCAACCGCACGCCCAUCGGCUGGGUCUGCAGUGAAGACAAUUCACACAUCCACACAGAUCUCGAGAUCCCCUUUGACGGAGAGACAGAUGACCUGUGAUGAGCUUUUAAAUGUGCAGCACCUAAUAACUCAUAAGUCCAGUGAGAACUCCCAACAUGUACUUUAAUUGUAAAAAAAACUAAACAAACGUAAAUUAUUAAAAUUGAUGUGAUGGAACAGGACAAAUUAUCUCCCCUGCUCUACUGUGUGCUGUCUUAGCCUUUAGCCUUUACAUCUUCACCUAUGAAUGUCUGUGACUUUGCAUAUUAUGAGAUACUGUGAGACCUGAAACAGACAAACACUCUGCACUCUUAGAACAAUUUAUGCAAUAAACUUCCCCUUUAGA
Haplochromis burtoni (Burton's mouthbrooder) is the source of this 1195-nucleotide messenger RNA. It is a transcript of the gene myoz1b, whose product is annotated as myozenin 1b. The coding region runs from base 169 to 909 and encodes 246 amino acids. Gene Ontology annotation, molecular function: telethonin binding; FATZ binding; actin binding. The transcript is spliced from 6 exons. The record is from RefSeq and is a predicted model, not a curated record. NCBI's taxonomy places the organism in Eukaryota, Metazoa, Chordata, Actinopteri, Cichliformes, Cichlidae. Gene Ontology annotation, cellular component: actin cytoskeleton; Z disc.